This is a messenger RNA of Symbiodinium natans, 1722 nucleotides long. Lineage: Eukaryota; Dinophyceae; Suessiales; Symbiodiniaceae. The record is from the annotation of a GenBank genome assembly.
AUGGGGUCCGCGCUGUGCGCCCCAGAAGAGCACACUUGCUGCAUGCAGUCAACCGUGCAUGAGUGCCGCUUUCCUCUCUGGGCUGUCAAGGUGUCCGACUUCUUGAGAAUGAGUGGCCCACCAGAACCUCACAACGUGUUGCAGGAGCAGCGCGUGCUCCACGAGUGGUACCCUGGCAUGUUCGUGAUCUUCAUCUCGCACCAAUGGUUGAGCUCUGCGCACCCAGACCCAUCAGGACAACAGAUGCAAGUUCUGCAGAAAACGCUCCGCGGUAUGAUCGACGGAUCGUUGCAGGUGCACGAGGCUAUCGUAGCUCGGUCGGCCGACAAAAUCCUCUCAGAAAACACACGUCGGCACGUCGCCGACGGCUUCAUCUUUUUCGACUGGUUUUCAAUCCCCCAGAUAACCGCCCGGCAACACGGUGUGAAUGAGGAGGCCACCAAGAGCGAUGCAGCCUUGGCUGUUCAGAGCAUCCCGGCCUACGUGGAGCUUUCCAACCUCUUCGUAGCCCUGGUACCCGAGCUGAUGCACAAAGACUCGUCAGAGCGGGUAAAUUAUGUCACGUGGCUGUCGCGAGGGUGGUGUCGCGCCGAGUUGUGGUGCCGGCUAUUGUCAAACAAAGUCGACACUUCCGUGGUUGUUGUCUACACCCCUACCGAAGCCGAGUUUAUGUUCCCCCUUGACUGGCAGCACCACAGCGUCGCGGAGGGCAACUUUACCGUGGAGGCCGAUCGGUCAGAGGUCGUCCGACUUGGGGAGCUGGCUGUGGAAAGCAAGAUCCGGCACUUGAGGGACAAAGGCCCUUUGAACCACUACCGCUUCUAUUCUGCCCUGCGCCCCAAGCUCUUGAACCAGCAGAGAGAGGACAGGGAUGCGGACAGCUUCCUUCGUCAGUUCCGUUUUGACAGCAUCGCGCAAGCUGUGCAAGACACCAGCAACAUGAACGCCGUCAUGUGUGCUGCGCUCUCCGGUGACACGGGCAUGCUUCGUCUGCUCGCCGAAAGGCGCGCAAACAUGAACCACGUCCUCUACGACAUGAACGACUUGGGAUAUUACGACACGCAGACGGCGCUCAUGGCAGCAACGAAGUCGCGGCAGGACCCUUCGGUGCUGGCAGCGAUGAUUGAGCUGCGUGCAGACGUCAACGCCCGUGCCAGAACAGGCCUUGUUGCCCUUUACAUGUGUCGAUCACCUGCGCAUGUGAAGGUGCUGUUGGAGCACCGCGCGGACAUGCCUCACUAUGCACUGAGCGGUGCCGCUUCCUUCGGCGGCCCAGAGACAGUUCAAGCACUUCUAUCUCACCGAUGCGACCCGAAUCAAACUGAAGAGAACAGAUACAGCCCGCUACACGCGAUUGCCUUGUUCUCACGCGGAAACUGCUGGGCCCUUGAGACCGCGAAGUUGCUGCUGGCGCAGCGCGCUGAUGUCAAUGUGAGAACAGUGGUUUCCGGAAGCCUCUUGUGGAGGUGCCGGGGCGCCCAGGCCAAGACAGCCAUCCUGGGCUUCGCCAACUGCAACAUGAUGACCCGGCUCGCGGCGUCCAUGCCGGGCAUUACCCCUUUGGGGUAUGCGGCGAUGGUAGGCCAUGAGCAGCUGACGCAGCUUUACUUGGACCACGGGGCAGACUUUCUGGCAAAUGCUCGCGGCGACUCGCCCGAGGAUCUGGCUCGGAAUGGCCACCACUACCAUCUGAUGCCCUUGCUGGCGACCUUUGCCACAUAA